Messenger RNA from Eremothecium cymbalariae DBVPG#7215, 1314 nucleotides. It is a transcript of the gene ENO2, whose product is annotated as phosphopyruvate hydratase ENO2. Gene Ontology annotation, biological process: glycolytic process. Lineage: Eukaryota; Fungi; Ascomycota; Saccharomycetes; Saccharomycetales; Saccharomycetaceae. The record is from RefSeq and is a predicted model, not a curated record. The transcript has a single exon. Gene Ontology annotation, molecular function: phosphopyruvate hydratase activity; magnesium ion binding. Gene Ontology annotation, cellular component: phosphopyruvate hydratase complex. The coding region runs from base 1 to 1314 and encodes 437 amino acids.
AUGGCUAUUUCCAAGGUACAUGCUAGAUCCGUUUACGACUCUCGUGGUAACCCAACUGUUGAAGUUGAAUUGACCACUGAAAAUGGAUUGUUCAGAUCGAUUGUUCCAUCCGGUGCUUCUACUGGUAUCCACGAAGCUUUGGAAUUGAGAGAUGGUGACAAGUCUAAGUGGCUAGGAAAGGGUGUUAACAAGGCCGUUUCUAACGUCAAUGAGGUUAUUGCUCCAGCUUUAAUCUCAGCUAAUGUCGAUGUGAAGGACCAAAAGGCUGUUGAUGACUUGAUGUUGUCUUUGGACGGUACCUCAAACAAGAACAAGUUGGGUGCCAACGCUAUCUUGGGUGUUUCUAUGGCUAUUGCCAAAGCUGCUGCUGCCGAGAAGCAAGUUCCAUUGUACCAACACUUGGCGGACUUGGCUGGUUCCAACACUGAGCCAUUUGUCUUGCCAGUUCCAUUCCUAAAUGUGUUGAACGGUGGUUCUCAUGCUGGUGGUGCUUUGGCUUUGCAAGAGUUUAUGAUUGCUCCAACUGGUGCCGAAUCCUUCUCUGAGGCUUUGAGAAUGGGUUCCGAAGUCUACCACAACUUGAAGUCUUUGACUAAGAAGAGAUACGGUUCUUCUGCCGGUAAUGUUGGUGACGAAGGUGGUGUUGCUCCUAACAUUCAGACUGCUGAAGAAGCUUUGGACUUGAUUGUCGAUUCUAUCAAAGCUGCUGGGUACGAAGGAAAGAUUGACAUUGCUUUGGACUGUGCUUCUUCUGAAUUCUUCAAGGACGGUAAGUACGACUUGGACUUCAAGAACCCAGAGUCUGACCCAUCCAAGUGGUUGUCUGGUGAACAAUUGGCCGACCUAUACCACAAGUUGGUCGAAAAGUACCCAAUUGUCUCCAUCGAAGACCCAUUCGCUGAAGAUGACUGGGAAGCUUGGUCCCACUUCUACAAGAACGCUGGUGUCCAAAUCGUUGCUGAUGAUUUGACUGUCACCAACCCAGUCAGAAUUGCAUCUGCUAUCGAAAAGAAGGCCGCCGACGCCUUGUUGUUGAAGGUCAACCAGAUUGGUUCUUUGUCUGAAUCCAUCCAAGCUGCCAAGGACUCCUUCGACGCUACCUGGGGCGUUAUGGUCUCCCACAGAUCCGGUGAGACCGAAGACACCUUCAUUGCCGACUUGGUUGUUGGUUUGAGAACUGGUCAAAUCAAGACUGGUGCUCCAGCUAGAUCUGAAAGAUUGGCCAAGUUGAACCAGUUGUUGAGAAUUGAAGAGGAAUUAGGUUCCAAGGCUGUCUAUGCUGGUAAGAAGUUCCACAACGCUAACAAGUUGUAA